Hypomesus transpacificus is the source of this 2335-nucleotide messenger RNA. RefSeq names its product small conductance calcium-activated potassium channel protein 1-like. Gene Ontology annotation, cellular component: plasma membrane; neuron projection; neuronal cell body. The transcript has 9 exons. Gene Ontology annotation, biological process: potassium ion transmembrane transport. Gene Ontology annotation, molecular function: calmodulin binding; small conductance calcium-activated potassium channel activity. Lineage: Eukaryota; Metazoa; Chordata; Actinopteri; Osmeriformes; Osmeridae. The record is from RefSeq and is a predicted model, not a curated record. The coding region runs from base 1 to 2082 and encodes 693 amino acids.
AUGGAGCCUUCUCCCUCUAUAAACUUGUCAACGCUGGAGGGCGACUUAGAAGCAGAAGACCAUCAUCCCCUCAUGAGAAUGGUUCCUCCUCCACCUGCCUUCAGCAGCCAAUGCGGGAUACACCAUUCACUCCAAAAAGGGGGGGAUUACUCAGUGUGGCUGGAUAGACCCCAGCCGCUGUCUGCCCAGCUUUUGUACAACGGCCAACUCCAUGCUUCGCCCUCACCCUGCUCGAACAGACGGGUGGAGCAGGAGAGGGAGAGAGUGAGGGAUGUACAGAAAGAGAAGAAAAACGAACGAUCAUCUGGGAACAAACUGAAUAAAAAGCACAAAGCCAGGGGCUGGGGCUCCAUGAAAAGUCCAAAAAAGAGUCCCAAGGAAUGUCCACAGAACAAACUAUCCUACAAUGACAUCUCUAUGGGGCCCUACACGUUACCUGGGUCCCCCUAUAAUGGACUGGGCCGGUCCCAACUGAACUUGAUGGAGAGAGAGAGAGAACUGUGCAACUACGAAGGUGGCAGGCCCGAUGCCACGUCACUGGAGAUGUACGAGCAACGCAGUCUCCCUGAGAUCAUCAUCACCACCAAAGAGGAUUCCCCUCAACAGGACCUGAAUGAGACCCCCGGCUUCCAGCAGGACUCGGACCAGGUCCUCACCCCGGUCAAGGAGCUCCAGGCCGGGGUUGAGGAGAUCCAUGCUAGCCCAGGGAGGUCCAGGCAUGCGGUCAGGGACUGUCCCGGAAGAAGGAGCCAGAACAUUGGCUGCAGACUGGUCCAACGAAGAAAGCUGUUUGAGAGGAGGCAGGGACUGAACGACUAUGCACUGGCUGUGGGGAUCUUUGGCAUGGUGGUCAUGGUGAUGGAGACAGAGCUUUCCUGGAGUGUUUACAGCAAGAGUUCCAUAUACUCCCUGGCUCUGAAGUCCGUCAUUACUUUGUCUACGGCCAUCCUGCUUGGGCUUAUUGUAGCCUACCACAUGUGUGAGAUCCAGCUCUACAUCCAUGACAGCGGCGCAGAAGACUGGCGAAUCGCCAUGACGACCGAGCGGGUCACCCUGAUCGCCCUGGAGAUGGCCGUGGCGGCCAUCCACCCGUUCCCGUUGGGCCUGCCGCUGGCGUGGAGGGAGCUGGCGCUCACGCCCACGCUCUCCGAGUCGGAGCUGGAGAUCGUGCUGGCGCUGCCCAUGUUCCUGCGGCUCUACCUGCUGGGACGCUGCAUGAUGCUGCACAGCCGCCUCGUCACCGACACGGCCUCCCGCAGCAUCGGAGCCCUCAACAAGAUUCACUUCAACACUCGCUUCGUGAUGAAAGCCCUGAUGACUAUCUAUCCUGGCACGGUGCUGAUGAUCUUCAGCGUGUCGCUGUGGAUUGUGGCUGCCUGGGGCCUACACGUCUGCGAGAGGCACCAUAACUAUCGGGACCUGAGCAGUAACUACAUGGAAGCCCUGUGGAUGGUGUCCGUCACCUUCCUGUCCAUUGGCUACGGGGAUGUGGUGCCGCACACCUACUGUGGACGCAGCAUCUGUCUUCUCACUGGAAUCAUGGGGGCUGGAUGCACGGUUUUGGUAGUGGCAGUGGUUGCCAGGAAACUGGAGCUGACCAGAGCAGAGAAACAUGUCCACAACUUCAUGAUGGAUUCCCACAUCACCAAGAGGAUAAAAAUUGCAGCAGCAAAUGUUUUGAGGGAAACGUGGAUGAUCUAUAAACACACCAAGCUGUCGAGAGAGAGACACCACUCCAGGGUGCGCAUGCACCAGAGAAAACUCCUAUUGGCUAUCCACCAGCUGCGGGAUGUUAAGAUGGAGAAGAGGAAACUGAUGGACCAGGCCAACACUCUGGUGGACCUUGGCAAGAUGCAGAAUAUGAUGUAUGAUAUGCUGUCAGAGGUACAAGGUUGCAGAGGAGACCUGGAGACGCAUGUGAAGAACCUGGAGGCACAUGUAGUGGAGCUGAGGGAGGGCUUUAGGACCCUGAUGCCCCUCCUCUCCAGCACUCUCUCCACACAGAACUCUUCAAUCCGACAUCUGCUCAGAGAGAGGGAGGUUCAGGCAGAGACAGCCAGUAUGGGUGGACAGGAUAGGUAAAGAAAACAGACAUCCUGAGACCAAGGAACGCUCUCAACUUUAGAAACCAUUAUUUGAAGCAAUUUAUAAAACCAAGUCCAAAGAGAUCUGUAGAUUUGGGGAAAAAGGUGGGAUUGACACCAGGUGUGGCAAACAGUGUUUAGACAAUUUGCAAGUUAAUUGUUAACAGCAUUUUUUGUGUAAUAGGGGCAUAUUUUAGCCAAAGAGUGACAGUUUAGCACUUAUGAGUGCAGAAAAUGGUAGAAAAGUUUGA